UUUCCCUUCCGCCUUGGUCUGCCAUCAAAGCUUCGUUCGUUCGGACGUCGAACAGCCCCGAGUUUGUUUCCCUCUCUUACCGAAAGCUUUUCAUCGAAGUAUGGAAAGCUCGGAACAUGGUGGAAACGAUCCCCCUCUCCUGCUGCCGUCUCUUCGCCUCUUCAUCCCUCCUCUCCGCCUGGUGUCUGCAGCCAUGUGGCACAUCGUGCAGAGUGGAAGCGUGCAGGACUACGGCAUUGUGGAGGAGUUCGUCAGCACCGUCACAGAAAUGGUGCCUGAGCUGCUGAACACAGAUCAGAAAGCUCAGCUCCUCCUGGGCCUCAGAGCACGGGUUCUUCUUGAACUGUGUCGAUCCGAGCAGAUCGCAGACACAGAAUCCAUACAGAUCCACCUGGACCGGAUAAUGACCCUGGUAUCAACAUGGACAGCACAGCCGUGUUUCGCUAAUAUCAGUUUUCCCGAGUCGAACUUUGUGGAUCAAGUCAAAUUGUUUUUAAAGGACCCUGAAGAGAAGGAGAAGUUCUUCCAGGAUGUUUUCCCUACAGACUUUGGACCUGAUUAUGACAACGCUCUGCAGAUGCUGAUGUUGGAUUUCCUGUCCAGACUGGAGAAGCUCCUCCCACUUCCAGGCAUUCAGGAGACAGCCUCCAUGCUCAGUGCUGUCCCCUCCGCCCUGGAGGAGUGCGUCCACUCAGUACCCGACCCCCAGAACCUAAAAGCUGUGCUGCAUUACCACACAACACUCGGACUUUUAGAUUUGUCCGAUGAAACCCAAACCAUUUCAUCCUCYGUUGGAAACUGCAUCCUGUCGUCGCUGUCCCUCCCUCGGGUGGAGAAGGUCAUGAUCGAUCCCGACCAAAUCGAGUCUCCGUCAGAGCAGCUGCAGGACUGCCUGGCCCUCAAAGUGGACAAUGAAACUGUGACGCUGCUGGACUACAUUCAGAUAGAGCAGCCUUCCACUGUGGAGCUUAGCGAGCAUCAGGAAACUGAAGCAAACGUGAAGGAAACGGCAGAAGAGGAAACCCAGAAGAUUUUAGGUGACGCCUUAAAGCCUGCAGCUUUUCAGCCGUUGAAGCAAAGCAAGAGGCUCCGGCUGAAAAGAAAAGCUUUAAAAGCAAUAAAGUGUUCGGUUAAAGCUAAGAAGAGGCGAAAGAAGCACCCCAACACUAAGACGUGUCCCGUGUGCAAUAAGACGUUCCUGCGAGCUGCAGCCAUGAGGCGACACCGGGACAUUCACAGCGAGAAGCAGAACUUUAAGUACAAGUGCGGCAGCUGUGACAAAAGGUUCAGGGACCAGUACGACUUGAACCGACACGUGCUGCGUGUUCACGAGAAGGGGGAGAGCACGGACAGCGUCCUAGAGAAGGAAGCGGCAGAACCCAGCACGUCUGAGGUGUUGGAAAAUAAAAACUGUUCAGUGUGCGGGAAGUAUUUUGCCCGACAUGGAGACAUGGAGCGGCACGUCAAGUCGCACUCAGAGGACCGGCCCUACAAGUGUUCCUUCUGCAACAAGACGUUCAAGAGCCCGUACGUGUUAAAACGACACGAAACGCAGAUCUGCAAGAGCAGAGAGAACAAGCAGCCGGAGAAGAACGAUUCUGAUCCGCAAACGGAAGCGAACGAGGAGCCGCAACRGGAAAACCYCGAAGAGCCGAGCUUAAAUCCACAACCGGAACAGAURGAGGYGCRGCAAKUGGAAAACRACGAAGAGCCGAGCUUAAAUCCACAACCYGAACAGAUCGAGGAGCCGCGCCCUGCUGCGCCGCAAGGAAAACCCCCAUCGAAUUCCCUGUCGUCUUCAGAUAAUCCCGAGAAAGUGAAAGUUUGUCCCAUCUGCUGCAGGAUCCUUCACCAGAACAGAGACCUGAAGAAGCAUUUACGAUCCCACUCUGAGGAGAGACCCUACAUCUGCAUCACGUGUGAGAAGGGAUUCAAGUACAAAGACACGAUAAAGAAACAUCAGACUCUGAAGGGUCACACGGGCAUCCGGGUGGAGCAGUGCCAGAAGCUGGAACAGAUGUUUGCCGGGGUUGCUUCCCAGACUUUGGAUGAAGCCGAUUUACAGGAGCAGCAGCAGAACUCGGAGGCGCCCGCCAACGCCUCYACGGAGGGCCCGUUUGCACCUGUGCCCAGCAUCACCAACAAAAACCUGAAGGUGUGCCCCGUCUGCUCCAAGACUUUUGUUCAGUUCAAAACSCUGAACCAGCACAUUCAGAGCCACACGGUAGAUUGGCCCUAUCAUUGCAUCCACUGCGGGAGGCGCUUCAAGCACAUCGACGGGCUGAAGAGGCACCACCUGUACGCCAUUUGUCGCAACAAAGACAUCCGUUUCCUGCGAAAAAAGCGUCCCAGUGACAGCGAAGAGAAGAGCGCCGACCCUCCACCAAAGAUGCCCGUGUGGUGCUCCAACUGUGGCAAAUACUUCCAGGAGCUGUCUGACCUGAAGGAGCACCAAGCCACCGUUUGCAACGUCGACUUGGGCGUUUUGAAGAAAUGCGACGACUGCGGGAAAGAGUUCAAGACCAUGACGACGCUCCGGGUGCACCAGAGGAUCCACAACCCGCUCUUCUGCAAAGAGUGCAAGAAGGUGCUUCCGGAUAAGGCCGCGUUCGAGAGGCACAAGCUGAUGCACGACCCGGUGCAGUGCACCAUGUGCGACGAGAAGUUCACCAUGCUGAGGCGCCUGAGGGAACACUACGAGAAGCAGCACAACUUCACCGGACCUUUCCCCUGCCCUGAAUGUGACAAAACCUUCACCGUGCUGUCUUACCUCAUCCUCCACCAGAGAAUCCACAACCAGGUGUUCCCGUUCGUCUGCAGCGUCUGCCAAGAGAAGUUCAGGACGUCCAACUGCCUGACGAUCCACCUGCGGAAGCACACGGGAGAAAAACCCUUCCUAUGCUGGAAGUGCGGGAAAGCCUACCGCUCAGCCUCCGAGCUCACGGUCCACAUGGGGACGCACUCGGAGAAGAAAUCCUGGACCUGCACGCAGUGCGACAUGGCGUACCGCACCAAGAUGCAGCUCCGAAACCACGUGGAGCAAGUCCACGACGGCGUCCGCUUCCACUGCGUCACCUGCGGGAAGCAGUUCAUGAAGGAGAUGUCGCUGAAGCGGCACGAGCUCCUCCACACGGGCGAGCGGCCCUUCCCCUGCAUGUUCUGCGAGAAGCGCUUCCUAACGGGCAACGAGCUCCUGCGCCACAGCCGGUACCACACCGGCGUGCGCCCGUACAAGUGCGACGUGUGCAACAAGGCCUUCAUCCAGUCGAGCUACUUGAAGAUCCACAAGCGCCUGCACACGGGGGAGAAGCCUCUGGUUCAGCUCGUCUACAUGAAGCAUGAAGUCAAACUCAUUUUCACCGAGGGCCACACGAGCAUCAUGGUGGUCCUCAAAGGGCCAUUU
Austrofundulus limnaeus is the source of this 3403-nucleotide messenger RNA. NCBI's taxonomy places the organism in Eukaryota, Metazoa, Chordata, Actinopteri, Cyprinodontiformes, Rivulidae. The record is from RefSeq and is a predicted model, not a curated record.